Fusarium proliferatum ET1 is the source of this 315-nucleotide messenger RNA. RefSeq lists its product as uncharacterized. The transcript has 3 exons. The record is from RefSeq and is a predicted model, not a curated record. NCBI's taxonomy places the organism in Eukaryota, Fungi, Ascomycota, Sordariomycetes, Hypocreales, Nectriaceae. Bases 1 to 315 code for a protein of 104 amino acids.
AUGGGCACGAAGGAGGUAGUGUGUUGUGGAAGAUCUUGGAAGCAAGGAGCCAACUUCAGGAAACAUUACAAUCGUAAACAUAAUCGUCGUCUGAAUUGCGUCUUCCAGAACGACUGCGACUAUCUCGGGGCAGACAAGAAGGAACUUCAUCGUCACUACUGGGUAUCUCACAAGGAAUAUGCUCGAGCGAACAAGAUCCCUGAUCCGAGUGGAACUUGCGAGGCUUGUGGGAAGUAUUUUAGUCGGAAGGAUCGUAUCCCUCGCCAUCUUUCACGGUCGCUUUCAUGCCGUAUUAAGUUAGGGCUUAAGAAAUAG